Messenger RNA from Oppiella nova, 1170 nucleotides. Lineage: Eukaryota; Metazoa; Arthropoda; Arachnida; Sarcoptiformes; Oppiidae. The record is from the annotation of a GenBank genome assembly.
CCAGAGAUUAAUUUAGUGAUAAUAAUUUAGUUAUCUCGGUUACUUAACUCACGUGUGGUUAUGACUUUUUGAGGGGCAAAUAAAAGUCACUUUUUAAAUAAUCAUUUCUAUUUCGCCCGCAAACUGUAAAAGUUAUAUAAAAUAAAACAUUUUUCCAAAAGUUUGCUAUAAUAUAGUUUGCAAAAAUGUAUUUGUCACUCGCUGUAUUACUUUGCGUAGCAUGCACAAUUUACAUGGUAAAUUGCCAGGCUGCUUCAAACAAGGCAUUUUGCAAGUCCAGUACCAGUGCUGAUACGUGCUUGAUGCAUUUAUUACUGAUUGGUGACCCUAAAUACGUGUUCCCGGAAAAUAUGGACAGUAUGAAUAAACAGUGCAGCGGGGUUAAAUCGUACGAAAAAUGUAUCAAGGACUACGCGAGCAAGUGCCUACCCUCAUUUCCAAAACAAGUGACCAGUGUCAUGGCAUAUGGGGUGGCCAAAACUAACAAGGGCUAUUGCUCUAACAAACGCCGCAAGGAGGCAUUCAUAUCUAUUGGAAAGUGUGGCAAUAAAGUAAAAAGCAAGGUAGAUGUGUGCAUGAGACAGUACAUUGAUAACUUACAAGGUUCCGAAAACCACCCUGAUGUCAAAGAAAGGAUACCACUCGCUUGCUGCAACUACUAUCGUCUCAAAGGCUGCAUAAUGAACCAUGUUGAGACCCAGGGUCAACCACUAUGCUCGGAAAGUGUAUCUACUGAGAUUGAAAACAUAGUGGACGGGUAUGCCAACGACGUACUGAAUCUAUUAUGCGGUGAUUAUACCGAGGAGUCCGACAAAUGCGUCAAAUUAUUGCCUAAAACACCAAAAAAGUUGCCAGCUCAGAAAUCGCCUAAAUCAUUAUUACAUCCACUUAUUAACAUUAUUGCCUCCGUGCCCCAAUAAUGGGCAUGGUUAAUUAUGUUAUUUGUAUACUUUGAUUAUGCAUUAUUUAAUACACAUACCAUUGUAAACUUUUAAUAUCAGGUUCUGGGUAUAUUAAUUAGCAGUUUAUUUGGUUAAACAAAUACCUAAUAACUUGUAAAACUGAAUCAACUAUAUUUAUAUGAAUAUUUAAAGAUCUAAUUAGUAUUGAUCUGGUUCAUAUAAAGUCCACUGUACUUUUAUAAUAAAUAAAAAAUUAUUUUAAUAAAUA